Rhinichthys klamathensis goyatoka is the source of this 1597-nucleotide messenger RNA. RefSeq lists its product as uncharacterized. Gene Ontology annotation, biological process: magnesium ion transport. Gene Ontology annotation, cellular component: membrane. Bases 91 to 1188 code for a protein of 365 amino acids. The record is from RefSeq and is a predicted model, not a curated record. NCBI's taxonomy places the organism in Eukaryota, Metazoa, Chordata, Actinopteri, Cypriniformes, Leuciscidae. The transcript is spliced from 6 exons. Gene Ontology annotation, molecular function: magnesium ion transmembrane transporter activity.
CAAUAUCUGGCAACCAGGGUUACAGUCACUUCACCAGGAAGUUUAUUCACACGAGACGUAACUGCCACCGAUGGACGAUACGAAUGCAAGAUGGAUGCUGCAAACCGCACUGACUUCUACAUUGGGUUGGCGCUUGCUGUAAGUUCCACUAUCUUCAUCGGUGGCAGUUUUAUAUUGAAAAAGAAAGGGCUCUUACGACUGGCAAAAACAGGCUCUACUAGAGCAGGUCAAGGUGGAUAUGCAUACCUGAAAGAAUGGCUGUGGUGGGCAGGGCUUAUAUUAAUGGGAAUAGGUGAGGCAGCGAAUUUUGCAGCUUACGCAUUUGCACCUGCUACGUUAGUAACACCCCUGGGAGCAUUGAGCGUCUUGGUCAGUGCUGUGCUCUCAUCAUACUUCCUGAGUGAGCGGCUGAAUAUCCAUGGGAAAAUUGGCUGUUUGCUUUGCAUCUUCGGUUCCACAGUAAUGGUGCUCCAUGCUCCACAAGAGGAAGAGGUUGCUUCUUUGACAGCGAUGGCAGAGAAACUCAAAGAUCCAGGAUUCAUCGCUUUUGCUGUCUGCAUUGUCGUGAGUAGCCUGGCCCUGAUCUUGUUUGUCGCACCUCGCUAUGGUCAGAAAAAUGUGCUGGUGUACAUCCUCAUCUGCUCUGUGAUUGGUUCAUUAUCUGUGUCCUGUGUGAAAGGCCUUGGCAUUGGGAUCAAAGAGCUGUUCGCUGGUACAGCUGUUCUGAAAGAGCCACUGUUUUGGGCUCUGCUCAUAUGUCUUGUGAUCUGCAUCAGUAUCCAGAUAAGCUACCUUAAUAAAGCCCUCGACAUUUUCAACACCUCUAUAGUUACACCUAUUUAUUAUGUCUUCUUUACUGUAUCCGUCAUGGCUUGUUCGGCCAUCUUGUUUAAGGAGUGGCUUCGAAUGUCCACCGAUGGGGCUGCUGGGACUGUUAGUGGCUUUCUUACCAUCAUUAUUGGCAUUUUUCUUCUUCAUGCGUUCAAGGACAUUAACUUUAACUUGGAUUCUCUACCUUUAUAUCUGCACCGUGGACCUCAAGGCAACGCGUGGAGCCAACCUUACGUGGCUUUGCCAACCGACGUGACGAUUACUGUGGACGAAAGCAAUCUGACUAAGGAAAGAAGCGCAAAGGGCUUUUCCCCAGAGAGUUUAGACAAGAGGAGCAACGGUACAUUUUUUUUCUAGAAUAAUAUUAGCAAAAAUACUGAUUUACUACAUGCUACUGUACAAGCAUACUUUGCAAACCAUACAUACUGUGAGAGUACCUAAUUUGUAUUUUGUGUGUGCGUGUGUUUUAGUAUACAAGAUACUACUUACAUAUUUUCCAACAAUAAUAUUUAGUUUUAGUUUCACGCUGUUGAUAUUUUCAGAGUAACGAUGAUGUGCCCAGUCACUUGUUUUAAAUACAAAAUCCUGAAGUAGCAGCAUAAUGUUUAAAAAUCUGCUCUACAAUCUUGUUAAAUGUUACAUUAUUUAUUCUAUGACCAAACCAGCAUUGUUUAGGAUAUGCGUAUGAUUACAUUCAUAUCAAGCACUUUAAAUUUAUCAGCUUAAUAUUCAAGGCCUCAUCUGUUCCAUAAAUACACAAUAUUAU